CUGCGGUCAAAAGGUGAGCAGUCGUUUGAGUUCUACGCUUUCUUCUCUUUGCCUUGCGGACAUGAUUGGUUGACGGUUAUAUUUCCAGCAGCCACACCCUGUCAUCACAGAUCAACUGGUUUCGGAGGAAUAUUACCUAGUUAGCUAAAUAGCUAGUUACCAGGGGCAUCACAGGUUGAGUAAAGUCGCUAGAACUUCAAUAAUUGAAAAAAGGCCCUUACAUAUAUUUAUAUUAAUCUCCAUUAGUUUCUUAUUCAAGUGUUUCAGAUAUUCAGCAGAGGAACGGCUCCUAUUCUUUAGAAGAUGAAUACCAGGAGGAGAGGUUAUUGUUAUUUAGUUACAUCCAGCUCGCACAUAAGCAGGGGUAGCUGUCAGCAUCAAAUGUGAGACAUCUUGUGCUCAGAAAGCCCGGAGGGGAUGAGAAUAUACUGCGUAAAGUAAUGUAUAUCGCAUCGGACUCGGUGCAAUUCUCUCAUUAUUAUUUCAAUGAAUGAAGGCUAGAUAUCGUUCUCAAUCCGCAUAUCCCUACAAUUCCAUCCCAUGCAGGCCGAAGCACCGCACCGCGAAUAAAUCCAAAACAGCAACGAAACGAAUAAUAUCCCCGAGACUACGCUACGGCAGCCUAAAUAUCUGGACCAAAGACUCUGGCUUCGGAUUCCAAGCCUGGGCAUGUCUUGGCCCGAGACAACCCGGGCGCGGAGAAUUGCAGAUCAUAUCGCAAGGAUUGAUUGAUAUCAAUUCCCACAGCCCCCGGCAUAUUUAUAUAUAUCAUACUAUAAUAUAUUAUUGUCAUGUUUACGACUCCGGGAUGAUGGCGAUUCAUGGAGGGAACAUCGCCGCCGCCCGUUUCUUUUGGCAGCUCUUUGACUCAAGAACGACAGCAAACUCAUGUUGUCCCACCUCCGUCCCCGGGUCCUGACUUCCUCCUCCUCGAGCCUUUACCGCCGCCGGAUUCGUCUCCUCGCUAGCACCCUUCUCUUCGUGCUAUUCGUUUUCUAUUACCUCCGGAAUGAUAGAGAUGACGCAAAGCCGUUACCACAUGGCCAUGGACAUGAUCCACAAGCCGCCGUUGUGGUUGCUGGCCUGCGGAGCUCAAACACCAAAUGGCUGCCCAAAGCAUUCCCUCAAUGGGAUAUGCAUAUCUAUAUUGCGGACGACGAGCCUACCCAACUGCGUAUCCCCAGGAAUAAGGGGAGGGAGGCUAUGGUUUAUUUGACAUACAUGAUUGAUCAUUACGAUGACCACCCAAAUGAUACUGCCGUUCUCUUCCUCCACGCGGACCAGAACCAAUGGCACAACGACGAUGAGAAGUACGAUGGUAAGCGCAUGCUCGAGCGCUUCAACCUCCAACACCUCGUACGCGAAGGCUACGUAAACAUGCGCUGCCACCCGUACCCGGGCUGCACCACGGGACUCGAUCUGACCGCAGUCCCGACAGUAGUAAACACCAGCGAAGCAGCAACGAUCGCGGGCAUCCUGCAGAACGCUGCCACCCUCUUCCCCGGCGCGACAAGCCUACCGGGAGAAGUUGCGGUGGGUUGCUGUGCGCAGUUUGGUGUUACGGCCCGCGCCAUUCGAGAAAAUCCGCUGCAGAGAUAUGAAGAAUUGCGGCAGUGGUUGCUUGACACGCAGCUGUCGGAUCAGAUUAGUGGGAGGGUUAUGGAGUAUAUGUGGCAUGUUUUGUUUGGGCAGCCGGCAAGGCACUGCCCCGAUCCACAGCAAUGCUAUUGCCAGGUCUAUGGACGGUGCAAUCUCAAUUGCGUGGACGGGGAUUGCGGGGUGUAUAUAUACCCGUUUGGUGCGGGUCGUUCGUGGUUUAAUCGGAUAAAGGAUUACCUUGGAAUAUAGUUGGUUAAAAGGGUUCAUUGAUUUGGUUAUUAUUUCUGGUUUGUGCUGGAUAGAUUUUACAUGGCUUGGGGUUAUCUGGCCCCGAAGGAGGUUGAUUAUUCCGGCUCUUUUUGCUUUGUUCUUCGAAUUAUCUUGUUAUAUAUGCAUACAUAAAGAAUAGAGUUAUAGAUAGAUAGAUAUAGAUAGGUUCUUGACAACUUCGCAGUCCAGAAAGCCAGAAAGCAUCAUGGCAUAUCAAAUAUUUUCCUCAACAGCACAUCAAAAAUCUGCAACAUAUGUGAC
Molecule: messenger RNA, 2130 nt
Organism: Blastomyces gilchristii SLH14081
Lineage: Eukaryota; Fungi; Ascomycota; Eurotiomycetes; Onygenales; Ajellomycetaceae
Exons: 4
Coding region: 889-1848 (319 amino acids)
Source: RefSeq, a predicted model, not a curated record